UUUGUUUCUCUUCUUCAUACCUUUUAUCUCUCAUAGUUAUGAUUCAGCUCAAGCAGUGAAACUAGCUGCAGGAGGGAGAUUUGUGGUUCCAGAAGCUGUCACAUCUCAAGGGGAUAUUUAACUGACUUCAGACCCUUAUAAAGAACGUCAGUCAACCCGCCACUUUGAUUUGGCUUACUUUGACUAUAGAAAACAAUCCAAAUGAGAAAUAUGCACUGGGAGAAAUCGCCUCCAGCAGCACUGGCCCGGUCCAGGCCGUACCAGGGAGUUCGAGUCAAAGACCCGGUCAAAGAGCUGCUGAGGAGGAAGAGGAGUCUGGAGCCGCACAGCACCAAGCCAGUGCCCCCCACUGUGGAUGUGGUCUCACACAGCAACCAGUCAUCGUACACACAAGGCGUCUUCACCUCUGACACUGUUUCGUCUGAGUUGCCUGCCGUCAGUGAUGCAGGGCAGCUUUUCGCGGGAUGGAAAGCUGCAGCUUCUGCCACGACCACCAGCAGCGCCAGCCCGCAGAUGGCUGUUACACCCUGGACUUCAUCCGACUUCAACCAGCAGGACCGCUCAGCAGCUCAGAGCUUCGCUUACACCUCCACUCCUGCCCUCCCUGCCGAUGUGUACAUGCAGACUCUGUGUCCCAGCUACACCAUGCUGACCUACACACACACACCGCUGCUCACUAACUUUGGGAACAUACCUAUGGCCCCAGCUUCAGCUGCCCUCCCACAGAUUGAGCUCCAAGAUUCUGGGUUGACCUACCUGCCCUGGGCCCCGCCCCUCACCACCAUCUCUACCAUGCCCAACACAGGGGUCCAGUACGCCUCCGGCCAUGCAGCGCUGCCUGGCUCUUCUCUUGUCCACCUGCCCAUGUCCAUGUCUCUGACCACCAUGAUCCCUCAUGUUGUAGAUCCUCAGCUGCAGGUACCGGACCCCCCGCAGCAUUCGGAGCCCCUGGACCCUGAGUCACAUGAUCAGUGUCUCGAUGAAGAUCCAGAUGUGGAGUCUGAACCCCCGAGCCUUUUGGAUAAACUUCUAGAAGAGCAAAAGAAUGACGGUGAAGAGGAGAACAAAAACUCAUACAGCAGCACAUUUUUUGUUCCUGAUAACUGAAAAUAUUUGACUGUUUUUCACUCAUUGUGUAGCUAUCGCCUAUAAUUGAUUGUGACAGCACCAAGAUCAAAUAAUUAGCUAAAUUCUUACUUGUGGUUUAAUGUGUACAUAAAGCAAACAUUAAUGCUUUUAAUAUUUCAGAUGAUUUUGCAUCAUUACAGACACACAUGGUGUAGAUUAAACAUGUAAUUGUCAAGUGACCACCUUCUGUGGUGAACAGUGAAGCCUAUGCAGAGGUUCAAAAAACUGCAGUUCCUCUAGUGUCCACUUGAUGCUGCCUACAAAAGCCCUGAAAGCCCCUUUAACAACCAUUUUAAAAUGUCAAUUUUUACGGAGCCGAAGGAAGAGAUAUGAUGGCUGUUAAGUAUUUAACCUUACAAAAAGGUAAUUGUCUGUAGGGAUCCCUUCUGUAAUGUUUGUUGAAUAGUUUGAAUAACAAUCUGAACCAAAAACUGAAGUAGUUUUAGUUGACAUAAUAAGUAAGUGUACAUUUGCCCUGAAAAAAUUUACUUGAAGCCAACCUCAACAUAUUCAGUCUGUACAAACAGGGCCCAGGUUAAAAACGCAGGAACUCCCCUUUAACCCUUGUGCCCUUUUUUUAUUUUUAUAAUGCUUUUAAUUGAUUUUGGACAUUAUGAUUUGAAAAAUUAACCCUUUACAUGCCACUUUGGAUAUGUGUAUGCUCCACUAUAAUGACAUGGGGAAUAGAAUUAAGGAUCCCCUUCAUUAAGUAGAUGAAAAGAAAUUUGUUUCAAUGAAAGUCAAUCUACUGUACCAAGUUUGGGCCAAAAGUUAGUUUUUUUCCCAUCUUAACUUGAAAUACAGCAAUGAUAGGCAGUUGUCUCAUGCAGUUUAAAGUAUACAAUUGAAAGAUAUCGGGGGGGUUUUCGAGGAAGCAGUUAUCUUUAAGGACUGUCCAUCUCCUGACAGCCUCGAGAUAUUUGCCUCAGCAAAAAAACAUGUUGUUAAUACUCUCAGUUCCACAGAGCUGGCAGACGAUCUCUGCGUGUCCAGGGAAUCCUGUUUUUGUAUCUUUUACUGGCUGAUGAUCUGUAACACAGCAGAGGAAGAGCUGGACUCUUGUCAAGCUGACCCCGGGUUAAGCAGCAGGUGGGACUUAUUAACUGUAAAUGGCUGUCAAUAUUUUUGUUUCAUGACCUCAUGUAAAUGGAAGACGGCUGGCGCAAAAAGAUAACUGUGCUCUGUUAUAAAAAGGAAACAAUGUGUGUCCUUCAUUCUCUAAAUAAGCCAACUAAUGCAAUACUUUUUUUUAUUUGAGUUUGUUGUGAGGUCAUCGUUUAAGAGUUUCUUCAGAUACUGUACAGAUAUGCAAAAAGAUGUGUGAGUCAAUGAAAAGUUGUAUCGGAAAAUAUGUAUCACAUUUUGUCAUAAAUAAAAAAAAUAAUGUUUGCAAAAUAAACACUCAAAAAAUAUGAAUCAAAACCA
Labrus bergylta (ballan wrasse) is the source of this 2553-nucleotide messenger RNA. Its product is annotated as POU class 2 homeobox associating factor 1. The record is from RefSeq and is a predicted model, not a curated record. Lineage: Eukaryota; Metazoa; Chordata; Actinopteri; Labriformes; Labridae. Gene Ontology annotation, molecular function: transcription coactivator activity; DNA binding; POU domain binding. Gene Ontology annotation, biological process: positive regulation of transcription by RNA polymerase II. Gene Ontology annotation, cellular component: RNA polymerase II transcription regulator complex.